GUUUUCCCGCGGAAUCCGAGGAAUCCCUGCUGCAGAGAGCGGUGUCGGCGCUGCACGGCUCCUUCCUGCACCCCAAAUCCCGGCAGGAAUUCCAGUACAGCCGAGCAAGCCUGGUGGAAAACCAGCUUUUCCUGAGCGAGCUGAAAGCUUUCGCCCGAGCCAAGGAAGCCGCCGGGUACAGCCGAGAGGAGCUGCAGGAGACCUUCGCCUUCCUCCUCUUUGACAAGGAAGAAGAGGCGAGGGAGGUGUGUCGGACGGGCCUGCGGGUCAACAGCAGCUCCAUCUCCACGCUGGGAGACCCGGCCAAAGGGGUUUAUAUUUCCAAGCAUGCAGACUGCCUCCAUCCCAGCCCCUGGCACCAUGGAAAAUCGGGAUAUAUCGUCAUUUGCAAGCUAAUUAAGGGGAAGGUGCGGGUGAUCCCUGAGGAUUACACCACCACCUACACCUGCCCCUCUCCGGGCUACGACUGCCACGUCGCCGAGAGCCGCGAGCCGGGAUCGGCCGCGCCCAGCCCCUGCCAGGCCUUCGAGCAGAGCCAGUACUACGUGUACGAGGUGUCCGGCGGCAGCCCGGCCCAGCGGCCCAGGCAGGUCUGUCCCUACAUCGUCCUCUGCUGCCAGUACAGGGACCCCAAGGACGUGCCCAUGGAAGAAGACCUGCCCGAGCGCGACCACCAAGGACUGUACUGCCCAUGGAGGGGAGAACUCGCCAUCCAGGGAAAGCUGCUGUGCAACAUCACCCUGAGGACCCCCUACAGCUCCUCCCUCCCAGCCCAGCUGCCUCCCAGGCUGGACAUCAGCCACGUCAUGGGAUUGUCAGACCUGAGGAAAAAACUGCCGGAAGCUGCCUUUGGGAAAAGGAAUUACACCAGGAAUGAGGUCUGCUUCCAGGGGGUUUAUUCCAGCCUGUAUGAAGUGGAAAUAUCCGAUGAGGAUCAACAUAAAAUGGAUCAGCUGGUAGAAAACCUGAAGGAAAAGGACUUGGCAAUCAUCAAAUAUUUGCAGGAUCAGGGAGUCCUCAUCCUCCUCACGCCCUCGGAUGCGGAAAAACGCGCUCCGAGGGCCAUCAGGAAGUACGGCGACAAGAGGGACAUCCCCUGGAAAGUGGCCUCCCUCCUGCCGGGGCUCCGCUACGCCCUGCGGAAAGCCGGGAGCUGCCCCUGGAAUGACUCGGUCAGCGCCAGCACGCGGAUCAAGCAGCACUUCCAGGAAUACGCGAAGCUGGGGCAGGACCCGGAGCCCGAGGGCGGCGACCACCUGAGCCUUCCCCCCGCAGAGGAGGGAUCCAACCCCUUCCAGAGAUUCCCGGAGAAGUCCCUCUGUCGGCGGCCACCGGCUGCUUGA
Molecule: messenger RNA, 1343 nt
Organism: Pipra filicauda (Wire-tailed manakin)
Lineage: Eukaryota; Metazoa; Chordata; Aves; Passeriformes; Pipridae
Product: protein TASOR-like
Exons: 13
Biological process (GO): negative regulation of gene expression, epigenetic
Cellular component (GO): nucleoplasm
Source: RefSeq, a predicted model, not a curated record